This is a messenger RNA of Grus americana (Whooping crane), 2192 nucleotides long. Its product is annotated as erythroblast NAD(P)(+)--arginine ADP-ribosyltransferase-like. The transcript is spliced from 4 exons. The record is from RefSeq and is a predicted model, not a curated record. Gene Ontology annotation, molecular function: NAD+-protein-arginine ADP-ribosyltransferase activity; NAD+ poly-ADP-ribosyltransferase activity. Lineage: Eukaryota; Metazoa; Chordata; Aves; Gruiformes; Gruidae. Bases 735 to 1946 code for a protein of 403 amino acids.
GAAGGUCCUUGAGAGGGCUCCGACAGGCAAACGUGGACUUUGCUAAGUGGCUACAUGCAUAACGCUUUAGACAUAAACUGUUGAGCAAGUCUGGGACUUUGGACCUAGCCACACCUCGUCUCCUGAGAAGGAGUUGAGAAAGCAAGGGGGUCCUUCCUGAACCUGGGGACUCAACGGGAGGGCCCCCCUCAGCCACGCGUCAGACUCGUACUCUUCACGCGACAGUAAAAUUGCCAUCAUGGACAGGAUUGCUGUGGAUAAACUGCUGCGAAAAUACGUGUGCGCACCAUCCCGAGUGGGAAUAGAAUGGGGCCAAAAAUUUUGCAAAGAUGAGGACAACGUGGUAGAGCGGAUAGACCAGUGUAGAAGCGAGCAAAAGAUUAAAAAAGGUAAAGGCAAAGGAAUUUUUUGUGCAGUGUUGGGGCUUGUUUAUCUUGUGCGCAAAGGAAAGCCAAAAGUCUCCUUCCCCUAAAUGAACUGCAGAUGUAGAGAAUGGGGAAGGUAUAGCCCGAGGAUGGCCCGUCUCGGUAAAGCCGCGUGAUCGAGCGGUAACCACCUACUCACGAUGUCGUUUAUAAUUUAACAAAGACCGUCCAAGUAAUGCACCUCCGCUGCAUGUCCGGGACAAGAAAACACUGUGGCACACCUGGCAGAUCGACUACUUUGGCCCACUGUGACCCUCAGGGGGUAAAAAAUACAUACUGGUGGGAGUGGAGGUCAUUUCAGGAGCUCCCAUGGCUGGAGCCGUCACGGCUGCCACUGGGAAAAAUACAGUCCUUAGUCUGAAGGAGUGGUUUAGUACACUUCCCCUUCUUGAGGGGAUUCAAAGCGAUAACUGGUCGCACGUUUCAGCAUUUUUCAGCUGCAGUGGUACAAGACUGGUCAAAGGAAGAAGGGAUCCGGUGGGUAUUCCAUACUCGGGGAGCAGGGUCCUGCCAGCCAGCGGUGCCUACACAGCUCCGCUUGCGGAGGAACCGGCUGCUUCCCUGCCCACGGCACUGCGGCAGCUGGGCGCUUCUCCUGGGGGGUCUCUGCCUGCCAUGGAGCAUCUGGUGCUGGGCUUGGUGCUGCUGUCCGGGACCCUGGACACUGCCAGACCCCAGCACUGCCCAGACCUCAACCCUGUCAAGAAGGUGGCACUGGACAUGGCCCCCAGCUCCUUCGAUGACCAGUACCAGGGCUGCAGCCGCAUGAUGGAGAAGGAGCUGCAGGAGCUCAACCGCACCGAGUUCACCGACAAGGACUAUGCCAAGGCCUGGAAGGAAGCUGCUGCUAAGUGGCAGAGCAAGCAGCACCACAUCUCCCAGGUGCCAGCGCUGCGGCCAGAGCAUGUGGUCGCCCUGCUGGCAUACACCUGGGAAUGCAACCUGUACCGGGAGUUCAACGCAGCCGUGCGUGUGGCCGGGCGCUCCCGUGAGGAAUACCUGAAAAGCUUCAACUUCAAGGUGCUGCAUUUCCUCCUGAGCGAGGCCCUGCGUAUCCUGCGGGACACCCAGCCCCAAAAAUGCCACCACGUCUACCGGGGUGUCCAGGGUACCCGCUUCACCGCCCAGCAGCACCAAACCAUCCGCUUUGGCCAGUUCACCUCCGCCUCCCUACGGGAAGACGAAGCCUUGAAUUUCGGCAAGGACACCUUCUUCUCGGUGGAGACCUGCUAUGGUGUCCUCAUCAGGAACUUCUCCUUAUUCCCCACGGAGGAGGAGGUCCUCAUCCCGCCCUUUGAGAUCUUCAAUGUCACCAAAAUCACCCACAAUGGGAACAGAGCCUUCAUCCAGCUCCGCUCCCAGGGCGCAAGCAGCACCUACAACUGCGAGUGGGUGAAAGAGAAGAGAUGCAAGACCAUGGCGUGCGUCUUCAGCGCAGGCAGGAGCGUCCAGGGGGACCCCCCCCGCCUCUGGGGGUUCCUCCUGGCAGCCGCGGCCCUGGCAGCCGCCGCGGGAUCCUGAGCCGAGAUGCCACCGCUGCCACGGCACCAUGGCGAGGGAAAGGGGUCGGGAACGGGAGCCACCAGCUUCACGGAGCCAGCGGGACAGGACGGGGCAGCAGGAGGGCUGGGGGCACGGGGACAGCCCCGCUGCUCAGCCCUGCCAUGGUGCCACCGGCCCUGGGACGCCCCGGCAGCCCCAGGACGCCAGCGGAGCCGGGACGAGACCUUUCCCUGGCUCCCACGGGAAUAAAGAUUUGCUCUGGGA